Aspergillus tanneri is the source of this 939-nucleotide messenger RNA. RefSeq names its product prohibitin subunit PHB2 (gene PHB2). The transcript has 4 exons. Gene Ontology annotation, cellular component: membrane; mitochondrion. The record is from RefSeq and is a predicted model, not a curated record. Lineage: Eukaryota; Fungi; Ascomycota; Eurotiomycetes; Eurotiales; Aspergillaceae. Gene Ontology annotation, biological process: mitochondrion organization. The coding region runs from base 1 to 939 and encodes 312 amino acids.
AUGUCUCAGUCACCAAAGGAACAGUGGGAAAGGCUCCAGGUUAUCCUGCAGAGGGCCGGCGGCCGUGGUGGAGGAUUCGGUUUUGGCCGCAUGCCUUCCGGUGGGAACCCAAGGUCGGGUGGCUUUUUCACUGCCGUCAUCGCCAUCGGUCUUCUUGGAUACGCUGCGUCGAACGCGCUUUUCAACGUGGACGGUGGCCAUCGUGCGAUCAAAUACUCCAGAAUCGGUGGUGUGAAGAAGGAAAUCUACAACGAAGGAACCCAUAUCAACAUCCCUUGGAUCGAAACGCCGAUUGUCUAUGACGUGCGAGCGAAGCCGCGGAACAUCGCUUCCCUGACUGGCACCAAGGACCUGCAGAUGGUGAACAUCACCUGUCGUGUUCUGUCGCGACCCCGCGUGGAUGCUCUUCCGCAAAUUUACCGUACUCUCGGAAAAGACUUCGACGAGCGAGUGCUUCCGUCGAUUGUUAAUGAGGUCCUGAAGAGCGUGGUGGCACAGUUCAACGCCAGCCAGCUGAUCACCCAGCGAGAGAAUGUCGCACGUCUGGUGCGAGAAAACCUGGCUCGUCGAGCGGCCCGGUUCAACAUUGCUUUGGAUGAUGUAUCGCUUACGCAUCUGACCUUCUCGCCCGAAUUCACCGCCGCUGUCGAGGCCAAGCAAGUCGCCCAGCAAGAUGCCCAGCGAGCGGCUUUCCUGGUCGACAAGGCCCGUCAAGAGAAGCAGGCUUUCAUUGUCCGGGCCCAGGGUGAGGCCCGUUCCGCCGAGCUUAUUGGCGAUGCGAUCAAGAAGAGCAAGAGUUACGUUGAGCUUCGAAAGAUCGAGAACGCACGUCAAAUUGCCCAGAUUCUGCAGGAGAAUAGUGGCAAGAACAAGCUGUACCUGGAUGCCCAGGGCUUGGGCUUGAACGUCAACAACGCGGUCUCCAGCGACACGAAAUAA